AUGUCUGAGGAUAACCCAGUCAAGAAGGGAGAGAAGAAUUUCCUCUACCGCCCUACCCCCUUCACGUAUAGGCUCAAUACAUUCGUCUUGGUGUUGGACCUGGGGCUGGAAGGGACGUUCCUCAGCGAAGUGCUUUACAAGAACGCUACUUUCCUCAACUUGGUGGACCCCAUCUCCCACGACCUGCUGAUGAGCCUCGCUAGAGACCUGCAGUGCCCCAAAAAGGAAUAUGACCCCUGGAAGUCCGCAGACAGGAUCUGCAGGCAGCUGAUUUACCACCUGAGCCCUCACUCCACAUGGCAUAGGCAUGGCAUGCCCCGCAGGAAGUCCCAGGCAUGCCUGAAGACCAACCUGCAGAAAAAGCUGAGCCAAGACUCCAUGGAUUUAUCAGGGAUCCCCCUGACCAUGCGGGAUGUCCACCGCAUGGCCUAUUACCUACAGAACAACGGUGACAGCCUCACGGCCGUAGACCUGAGCUUCACCGAGCUGACCGACGACAUGAUGCGCCUGCUACUGCCCUUCUUCUGGGCCCUGCCCAGGCUCACUCACCUCUCCCUCAACGGCAACAGGCUGACCCGGGCCACCAUGAAGGAGCUGACGGACACCAUGAAGGACAUGAGCAAGUUCCCCUGCUUGGCCUGGAUAGACCUGGGCAACAACGUGGACGUCUCCUCCAUGCCACAGCCCUUGCUGGUGGGCCUGCGCAAGCGCCUGAGCCAGCAGACCACCCUGCCCACCAUCUACGAGUCCCUCGACUGCGACGCCGAGCUGCCCGGUGGGCAGGAAGUCAACCGCCCGGAGGAGAGGGGCGAGGGAGGCCCGCAGCCCGUGGCAGAAGACAGGGACGCCCCUGGGGACUUCCCUCAGCAGUGCUGCGAAAGGUGACGCGGCGGCAGGCCUUGGCUGUCG
Molecule: messenger RNA, 909 nt
Organism: Pelodiscus sinensis (Chinese soft-shelled turtle)
Lineage: Eukaryota; Metazoa; Chordata; Testudines; Trionychidae
Source: RefSeq, a predicted model, not a curated record